AAAAAAUUCAGACUUGACCGUCUCAAAGCCAAAACCCAACCAAAACCCUGCAUAUUUCCAUUGUUCUGCUAUUCCGAUUCUACUGUUUUGCCAAAUUAUUAUCAGCAAAUAUGAAGAAAGUAGAAGAAGAAGAAAGAGUUGAGGAGGAGGAAGAAGAAGAAGAGCAGAGCUUUGAAGAGUUGGGAGUUGACCCUCGCUUAAUCCGUGCCUUAACCAAAAAAAACAUCGAUAAACCAACCCCUAUUCAGCGUGUUGCUAUUCCUCUAAUCCUCGGAGGCCAAGAUGUGGUUGCUCGAGCUAAGACUGGUUCUGGAAAGACCUUUGCGUAUCUCCUUCCUUUACUUCAGAAGCUCUUUACUCAGUCAUCUUCAACGAAGAAACUUGCUCCCACUGCAUUGAUUCUUGUACCCACAAGGGAAUUGUGUCAACAGGUGGAAACUUGCUGCUUUUAUUUUGGCAAAUUUUAAGCUAGCGUUUGGCCA
Molecule: messenger RNA, 482 nt
Organism: Lycium ferocissimum
Lineage: Eukaryota; Viridiplantae; Streptophyta; Magnoliopsida; Solanales; Solanaceae
Product: DEAD-box ATP-dependent RNA helicase 16-like
Exons: 2
Coding region: 111-467 (118 amino acids)
Cellular component (GO): nucleolus
Molecular function (GO): nucleic acid binding; ATP binding; RNA helicase activity
Source: RefSeq, a predicted model, not a curated record